Desarmillaria tabescens is the source of this 2172-nucleotide messenger RNA. RefSeq lists its product as uncharacterized. The record is from RefSeq and is a predicted model, not a curated record. NCBI's taxonomy places the organism in Eukaryota, Fungi, Basidiomycota, Agaricomycetes, Agaricales, Physalacriaceae. The transcript is spliced from 2 exons. Bases 47 to 1996 code for a protein of 649 amino acids.
ACGCUCGUUUGGAUAUUUAUCUAGUAGUUGACUGGAUCUCUUUUCUAUGGCCACGAUCCGCGACCCAAAAAUACUCGCCGAUUUACAGUUUGAGGCUGCCGCCUGCUUGAAGCUACUGCUCACUAUUCAGACGGAGGAGUUCACGUGUACGAGGACCUUCAACGAGAGGAUGGCCACCCACGACCGACUCAUCGCUGAGGCAAAUCGGCAGCGUUCUGAUGACACUCGUCUGGGCCUUUUGAUGGCAUUGACAUUCCUAGCGCGUUGUUUUUGUCAAGGCAUACAUGGCGACUGCGUCGCGGCUGUGUUUGGACAGCCAGGGCAGCAGGAGGCGCCGGAGAACGUAAUGGCUGAUGACGAUAUCCAAAACGACGGCAACUUUUGCGAAAGAGAUGAAGAGAUUGGAUCUCAUUUUUUCAACCCCGCAAUGGACCUACUAGAACUACCGAUAGAAACACCCUCCUCUGGAUCUGACGAUGACCUUAUUAUUGAUUUCGAACCCGAACACCUUCAGUCGCUGCACGGCUCAUUAACUGCGCUACUAUCUGCUGAACUUGAAGACGGCCUGGAGAUUCAGGAUAUCCCACCCUCGACUUCUCAUAAAACCCCGCUUGUAUUGAUCUUGUCUAACAACGAGGCUCAGAAUGUUCCAUCCUACUUCAAAUCGACGUCCGAGCUUGUGAAACAAGCUUUCUUGCACGGCGUUUUGCAUCCUGAUAUCACAGAGCAGUGGUUCUCCUUCAUCAUUCUAGGGCGGGAAUGCUGCUCAUCGUGGCUCGACGAGAGAUUCUUCCGUUUAUUGCAGAGCCUUUCUUUUGAAGACGAUGGCACGGCUAUUACAGGCACAGGACUUCCAAGUCGCGAUGUUGAAGACUGUAUUAAUGAAUGGACUCGCAGAGGCGGGACCGAACUAGAUGGCAUAGUUACAAAACAGAAGGAUGCGCUUGCCCAGCUACUUUCUCACUUUCCAUCCGUUGAUCGCGCCACCUUGGGCAAUACAGUUACCUGUUCGCUAUUUCGGGCAAUCGUCUCCCUCAUUCUUCGAUACCAGAACGGCCCCAGGAGUGUCAAUCUGGCAAGGGAUAAGGCGAAAGUUUCUGAUCAUUGUUUCGUUAGCCUUGUUCAAGCUAUGGCGGUCUUGGGAGACAGCGCCUUUAUGCUUAAUAUCGGUCAGGUUCCAAUGUCAGUCUCUUUGUCCGACUCAGAGCCCAAAAAUGUACGGCUUCGUCGCUUUCGACGACGAUGGUUACGUAUCGUUAGCCUCGUCCGUGGCGCCCGGAAUGUAGCCGAUAUUGUGAUUCCCAUGAUCAUCUCCUCCUUUGACUGCAGCGAUGCCCCAACGUGGAAUCGACCUGGAUUCGAAAACGAAUUCCUGACAUCUGAUAAAUACUUCCAGAUCCUUUGGGCUGAUCAGACUCCAGCACCUCCGCAGAUCAACUGUACGGUCUCUCAACCGCCGUCGCCUUUUGUAUUCAUCACGUCGAUUCUUCAACAGGGCCAGCCACCGAGACAGGAGGAGGAGGUCAACCGACUCAUGGAUGAAUGGAAAGACACACCCACACUAUCCGCUUGGACCCGAGAAACUAAAUGGGAUAUCAAGCUCCAUGCUGAGCUCCGACUGCUAGCCAGCUGCUCUGAAAUGGGCUUCAUCGUCGUGGAAAACACUCUGGGAGUUACGAAAAGACCCUGUCUGGCAUGCGGGAUGACUCUCCCCCUUCUCGCCCCCGAACUCUUCGUAUCGUCUGGGUCAACGAAACCAUUUGCUCUUUGGGCGCUUCCGGAUCAAUCUUUCAUAUCAACUUCGGACCUUCGCGGUAUCGUUGCAAAAUUAAAGGCCCUUUUGUUCGACGCCAUCAUCAGGGGACCGCCUGUACUUUCUGAGGUCGAAAUUAAAGCUCCUUUCGUCAUGGAACGAAAGCAAAACCUCUCGGACAGCAGUUACGGGAGUGUCCCAGGCGGUAAGGGACAAACAAUGUUGUUGGCCAAUGUGUAUUAGGCGAGACUUGAGUGCGCUGAUACUUGACGUAGGGAGGCUUCGAGCAUUCAUCCUUGGUAAGGUCGAGUCAAACGUUAGACCUUUCUGAUGGAUUAAUUUACUACAUACUUCAUUGUAAUGAGUCAACAAGCUGGCAUCUUGUCUCAGCGUCAAUUGAAAAAUGGCCUUAAUCCAGU